Molecule: messenger RNA, 1573 nt
Organism: Sorghum bicolor (sorghum)
Lineage: Eukaryota; Viridiplantae; Streptophyta; Magnoliopsida; Poales; Poaceae
Product: E3 ubiquitin-protein ligase PUB23
Exons: 1
Coding region: 64-1290 (408 amino acids)
Biological process (GO): protein ubiquitination
Molecular function (GO): ubiquitin protein ligase activity
Source: RefSeq, a predicted model, not a curated record
CUGCCCGCAGUAUAAAAGUUUCCUUCCGCCUCACAUCUUCUCGUCAAACCCGAUCCGUGGACAAUGGCGAGCGCGCCUGCUGGCGAGGUGCCGUCCCACUUCCUCUGCCCCAUCUCGCUGCAGCUCAUGCGGGAACCCGUCACGCUGCCCACCGGCAUCUCCUACGACCGCGCCGCUAUCUCCCGCUGGCUGGCCGCGCCCGCGCCCGCCGGCGGCCGCACAUGCCCGGUCACGCGCGUGCCGCUCCCGCCGCAGCCCCAGCUGACGCCCAACCACACCCUCCGCCGCCUCAUCCACGCCUGGCUCGCGUCCCUCUCCCCCGAGGCGGAGGUCGACGAGGACGUGGCCGCGCUGCGGAGGCCCGUGCCGGGCGCCGAGGUGGCCGCGCUGCUGUCCCACGCCGCCGCGGCACAGGUUGAGGCGCUCAAGAGGCUGCGGGAGCUGGUGGCCGAGUGCGAGGACAACCGGGCGGUUCUCGAGUCCCAGGACGGGGUGUUCGACGCCUUGUCUCGCGUCGUCAGCAGUGCCGACGCGUGCUCGACGGCGCGCGAGGAGGCGGUCGGGGUGCUCGCGUCGCUGCGGAUCCCGGAGCCGGAGCUGGCCGCCGUCGUGGCCAGGCACAGCAACCUGGGGGAGGCACUCACGGCCGUCCUCCGCUCGUCGAACGUGAAGUCGCGCGCGAACGCCGCUCUGCUCGUUCGGUCCCUCUCGGAAGCGGCCUGGCCGGCCUGGGUGAUCGGGCUGAGCCAGGAGCUUCUCGCCGAGGUUGUCCGCGUGGUCCGCGACCGUGUCUCGACGCAGGCGACCAAGGCAGCGCUGCACGCCCUCGCCGCGCUCUGCCCCUACGGCCGGACCCGCGUCAAGAUCGUGGGCGCGGGCUCGGUGCCGGCGAUCGUGGACCUCCUGCUCGACGACCCCGAGAGGCGUGUCAACGAGGUCGCGCUCGUGGCGCUGGACCGGUUGUGCACGUGCGCCGAGGGUCGCGCUGAGCUGGUCGCGCACGCGGCGGGGCUGGCCGUGGUGGGCAAGAAGGUGCUGAGGGUGUCGGAGGCCGCGAGCGAGCGCGCGGUGCGCGUGCUGCGCUCCGUGGCGCGCCACGCGGCGACGCCUGCCGUGCUGCAGGAGAUGGCGCAGUCCGGCGUCGUGGCCAAGCUCUGCGCGGCGCUGCGGUCCGAGCAGUGCGGGGUGAGGACCAAGGAGAGGGCGCAUGAGGUGCUCAAGCUGCACUCCAGGACCUGGAGGAGCUCGCCCUGCCUGUCUCCAAAAUUUUUGGAGCUCUACCCUUCAUGACCAUGGGGCUUCUUUUUCAGUUUUUCCUGUUGAUUCAUUCUUUUAAUCUAGGCCUCAGAUUGUGCCUGCGGAAGAAGAACACAUCUGAGCUUUGCUUGGUUACCGAAUUAGUGUAGGAUGAUGUAAUCUUCUUGAUCAUCUGUUCAGUUCGGCGCACCUGAUUUGUGCCAAGAUGUUUAGACGGAGAAUAUUUUUCGUAUUCACUGAACGAAGAAUCAAGUACUGAUAAAAUCAAGGAAGGAGUCGCAGAAUGAAAAUGGAAAAGCUAAAUCAUACUCGAGCA